UACUCCACCCACAACCUUGUCGAGAAGCAGGGCGGCUCUCAGGACAUCGAGAGGUGGAUGCGCUGCCCGACACCAACCCUGUCUUUCAAGUUGGUGGACGACCAGUGCGAAUUCGAGAAACCGGCUGAGAGAGAGGCAGCCGUCAUCGGGUUGCGUCGUAUCAAGAUCCUAGACAUCAUCACAGCGUUUGAAGAGGUGAUACAGUUAGACAAGUGCUCCUCGUAGAGGACUCACCCAAAGCACUCGAGAUGUUGUUUGACAGCCGCCUCUCAAUGUCACCAGAAAAUGUCAACAACUUCGCCUCGGGAACUCCGGUUAUCGAAGCAGACUCGAAACCACUACACAGCUCAGCCGACAUACUGAAGCUGCUCGAGACAACGGUUGAGACGAUGUCCAAUACCAAUAUCGAUGAGAAUCUCGCUUGCCCUUUCUGGAAGCAUAAUCCACUUCGGUACAAGUUAGUGAACAAUGCAUGUACAGACGGUAUAGGAUUCAAGGACAUCGGGAAGUUGAUGGAACACAUGAGACGGGUGCAUUCCGGUAGAUUCGGGUGCCCGAAGUGCCGAAAGAGGUUCACAAAAUGCAAGAUAGAAGACGUGGACAGGGAGAAGGCCAAACACAACUGCUGCAGCGCGGAGCGGGAUGAGACAUCCAAGGACCACGAGCCUGAGUGGAUGGAUAAGGACCAGGAAGCGAAAUUCCAGCGUCUCAACUUCCAAAGGGACAAGGGACCUCCGCAAGAGUGCUGGAACAAAAUAUGCGAAGCACUGUUUGGUCGCGAUUCGGUAAACCAGAUUACAGGGCACAAUCACGCCCCCGGAUACCACGUAUCGCUGUGCGUUUUCCUCCUAGAGCGGGGGCUGCGGAAAGCAACCGAGAUAAAAAUGAAAGAGUGCGGCGAGGAGAUGCGAAAUAUAGUCGGACCCCCAGCUUCGAGCUACCCCCAGAGCAUAAACCCGGUGGCGCUCUCUGAGAAAACCAUCGCCGGUCUACCAGUCGGGCCCCCGCCCUUCUACAGAGGCCAAAGUUACGUUGACUCGGGAUUGGGGACGGAGCCGUGGGGAACCCUGGACCCCGGGAAGGAUUGCGAAGGGGAGAUGUUUCCUCCGUCGCCCAUAAUAGACUCGAUCUCCCACAAUUUCGGGCUCUACGUGAAUACCGGAGCUUGGACGCAGAAUGAGACGCGGGACACACCUUCCGACUACCAAUUCCAUAAUGAUAUGAACGAUAUCGGGAUGACGACCGAGUUUCCUGACGCCCAACAAUAGGGGCGGAUACGAAGUGUCGGAACAGUACCCUGAGUCGUGAGGAUUAGGAAGGGAGCGUUGGUUUGGAUAUUCUGGAGUCUUGUCUUGGCUAGCGCAUAUAUACGAACCGAGAUAUACCGACAGAUGAUAGUUAUGAUAAUGGCCUGUCUUUGCUUCGUCACUGCGUACCCACUCGUCCAUUGCCACCCCGCAAAGAACGGGGGUUUCGUGAGGUUUUUAUCGGGUAUAUUAGCCAGAGUGGGCCGGGGUUCGUUAACCGAGGAAGCCCGGGACGGGCCCUCCCUAAGCUGGCCGUCUCCAGGGAAACCCGGGGACUGGGUUUGGCGGCCCGGGGGAUUCUAUAACGACUGCCGCGUCCGUCGCCGACCGGCAUAUAAACCCUAUCAAAG
Durotheca rogersii is the source of this 1657-nucleotide messenger RNA. RefSeq lists its product as uncharacterized. The transcript is spliced from 3 exons. The record is from RefSeq and is a predicted model, not a curated record. Bases 249 to 1268 code for a protein of 339 amino acids. NCBI's taxonomy places the organism in Eukaryota, Fungi, Ascomycota, Sordariomycetes, Xylariales, Xylariaceae.